Molecule: messenger RNA, 1607 nt
Organism: Carassius carassius (crucian carp)
Lineage: Eukaryota; Metazoa; Chordata; Actinopteri; Cypriniformes; Cyprinidae
Gene: slc25a47b
Product: solute carrier family 25 member 47b
Exons: 5
Coding region: 905-1594 (229 amino acids)
Biological process (GO): transmembrane transport
Cellular component (GO): mitochondrion
Molecular function (GO): transmembrane transporter activity
Source: RefSeq, a predicted model, not a curated record
UGUUUCUGGUCAUGAAAAUAGCCGUGUCGUGUCGUUAAAAUAUAAACAAACAAUAAUCUGCUGGCUGUUUAUUAAUCAAACCGAUCGGGAUCUGAUUGGCUGAGAGGCGUUUACAGUAGCCGAAGCUGUACACGUACACUGUAACACGUGACAGAGCGAAUGUGACUCUUGUCCUUUAACUCUACGUCAUCAUCAUCAUCAUCAUCAGUGGUGUGAGGGGAUGAAGAACAGCGCCGCUCCGCGGUCACUGCAGGAACACGAGCGCUGUGUGUCUGUCGCCGGUGUCUUUUGAUCUGAUCCUGAUGAUAUUCCCGCGCUACAGUGAAUCACAGAGCAUCAAAGGAGCCGAGCAUCAGCGCAGAUCCACGCGCCAUCGGUGAUUCAGAACCUGCGUUUCUGAAGGGGAUCGUGACCUUGAGUGACGACAGCGACACACACACACACACACACACACACACACGCUUGUGACAUCUCUGUCUUCUGAACAAUCAUCAUCUCUUCGUUAAACGGCGUUUGGCGGCGGGUCGAACCGGAUGAUUCCGAUGCUUCUGCUUGACCGGUGCGGAUCGUGUCUGAUUAUUCGGAUCGGUACCGAUUCCUUGUGAUGAUUCGGAUCGGCUCCGGUUCUUCGGUGUGAUCGGUUCUGCUGGCUCUGGUCGUGAUGCAUUUUGCGGAUUUCGUCGCCGGUUCUGUCGGAGGUGCUUUUGGAGUGGCGGUGGGGUAUCCGCUGGACACAGUGAAGGUAAACCAUCCUCAUCCUCAUCUUCAUCAGCUGCAGGUACUGUAUCAGGUGUGUAACAGUGAUGGAUGCUGCAGGUGAGGAUGCAGACUCAGACACGUGACUCGGGGGUUUGGGAGUGUGUGAGAAGAACCUGCAGGACUGAAGGAUGGUUUCUACCGUGGGAUGUCCAUGCCGCUGAGCACCGUCUCCAUCAGCUCCUCGCUGGUGUUCGGCACCUACAGGAACGUCCUGCACCUGCUUGAGGAGCUGCGGCACAGAAGCACAGCCGAGGCGCACCGGAAAGCUGAUUUAUUUUUGUCAGGGUUUGCUGGAGGCGUCGCUCAGGUGCUGGUGAUGUCUCCCGCAGACAUCGUGAAAGUGCGUCUUCAGUGUCAGAGCGAGCUGCAGGACUCCAGGCUCAGGUACCGCGGCCCGGUCCACUGUCUGCUGAGCAUCGCGAGGGACGAGGGUCUCCCGGGGCUCUACAAGGGCUCUGCUGCUUUAGCACUGCGUGAUGGACCCUCCUUCGCCACUUACUUCCUCACGUACCACAGCAUCUGUGAUGCCCUGCGCUCUACAGACAGCAGCCGGCCAGGCUGGACGGUGGUUCUUCUGGCCGGCGGUGUGUCGGGGAUGUGUGGCUGGGCCGUGGGGACACCGAUGGAUGUGAUCAAGGCACGUCUGCAGGUGUCCGGCGUGAGCGGCCGGUUCUACAGAGGCUUCUUCCACUGUCUCUCACACAGCGUGAGGAGUGAAGGCAUCGCUGUUCUCUUCAGAGGCCUGACGGUCAACUGCAUCCGGGCCUUUCCGGUCAACAUGUCCGUCUUCGCCAUGUAUGAACUGGUUGUUCGUUUUCUGCGCUCGCCGUCAUAGAUCUUCUCUGCAC